UACUGCACCGGAAACCACAUGGUACCACUCUGCACGCGCUUGCCGAGUACUAUGAUGCUAGUUUCACCAUCUUUUAUAAUAUAAACGCGUUCUAAAGCCAAACCGUAUCAUGUCUGAUGAAGAAGGUUUUAGAAUCAACACAGAAUUCGCAAAGAGAUAUGACAUCUACAGACAGAAGGAAGAGCUGCAGAAGUUGAAGGAUCGUUUUGGAGACCGAGAAGUGAACGAUUAUUCCGAAUCGACCGAAUCCAGUUCGGAUGAGAGUGAAGUGGACUUGGAUCCAGAGGUUGAAAGGGACUUUUACAGGACAUUGUCACUCUUGAAGAAGAAAGACCCGAAGAUCUAUCAGGAAGAUGCCAAAUUCUACUCAGACACACCAAACGAUGAUGUCAAACCAUCAACCUCAAAGUCAAAAGUAAAGCCCAUGUACCUGAAGGACUAUGAGCGUAAAGUCAUUCUGGAGAAGGAGGGAAAAUACGACGACGAGGAUAGUGACAGUGAUGAUGAGGAGGCAGCCAAAAGACGAGCGAGGGCCUCUUCCCCCAGCUACAUUCAGGAGCAGAAGCAGUUGAAAGAAAGUUUACGCAAGUUCGUCCACGAGAGCGAUGAUGAUGAUGACGGCAAGAAUAGUAGUGGAGAAGAAGUUUCCCAGCUGUUAACUAGGAGGAUAAAAACACAGGAGGAAAAGGACAAAGAGGAAGCGGACUAUUUGGAGUGGCUCAAAGGGCAGGCUGAUUUUGAUGGACCAGAGGAGGUGAAGGACAUGAAAUAUCUACGAGACUACUGGAAUGAUCCAAAACUGGAUGAGAAGGAAUGUUUCCUCCGAGACUACGUUCUAAACAAACGCUACAAAGAUGACGACGAUGAUGAUGAUGAUGAGAGGAUCCCGACCUACGAGGAGGUGGUCCAGGACGAUGUGGAGGAUUCCGAAGAGGAAGGCGAGACGUUCUUGGAGCGACAGCAGCUUUUUGAGAGAAGCUAUAAUUUCCGUUUUGAGGAGCCCGAUGCUCAUCAAAUCAAGAGCUACCCUCGCAACAUCGCCACCUCGGUGCGCACCAAAGACGAUCGCAGGAAACGCAAAAGGGAGGAAGUGAAAGAAAGGAAGAAAAUGGAGAAACAGCAAAAACGGGAGCAGCUGAAGCAACUGAAGAACUUGAAGCGAAAAGAGAUCAUGGAGAAGCUGAAGACUCUUCAGGCGCUCACCGGCAAUGACGAUCUGGCUUUUAGUCAUGCUGAUCUGGAUGGAGACUUUGAUCCAAAUCAUCAUGACCAGCUCAUGCAGAAAUUCUUUGGAGAUAAUUACUAUGAAGAGCAGGAAGAGGAGAAGCCUCAGUUUGAAGAUGACGAUAAUCUUGAGGAGCACUGGAACUGGGACACGUGGACAGGAGAAGAGCGAGAAGAAACGUACGAAGACGAGGCCGAUUACGACGCCUCGGAGCCGCACUGCGAUGACCAGGAUUUCAUUAUGGAUGCCGACUACGAUCCCAGCCAGCACAGCGAGUCGAAAAAGAAGAAAAAGGAGAGGAAGAAAAUGAAGAAGGAAGAUCUACCUCAAAUGGGCAAGAAGAGAAAGAAGUCUCAAUUUGCAGAAGCGGUCAUGAAAAGCAAGCCUGUAUUCGAUCCUCAGGAGAAGAGCUUCGAGCAAUACCUGGAUGAAUACUAUAAACUGGACUACGAGGACGUCAUCGACGACCUCCCGUGCAGGUUUCGGUACAGGCAGGUCCUGCCCAAUGACUUUGGUCUGUCCACCGAUGAGAUCUUGAGUGCUGAGGAUAAGGAACUCAAUCGAUGGUGCUCUCUGAGGAAGACCUGCAUGUUCAGAUCUGACCAGGAAGAGAUGAAUGAUUUGAGGAACUUCAAGUUGAAAUCACAGAAUUUUAAGAAGAGAAAAGAAAUACUAGUUUCUUUGUAUUCUGAAAACAAUAAUGAAGUGUCAACUGCAAAAUCCACAAUGGGAAAGAAACGACGCGACCGUGUGAAAAAUGCUGAACGACGCAACAGAGAAGACGAGGACGGCGCCACAGCCUCAAUGAUGGACACAUCGGACGAGACCGCCCAAACUCUUCGGCAGUCUGGGUCGGAUGAAGAGGGACCAGAGGAGGAGUUUCUCAAGAAGAAGCUCAAAUUAGAGGACACAUCGGAGGAGGAGGUUGGGUCUAAUGUAGAGGAACCAGAGGAGGAGAUCAAACUCGAGGAGAAAGCCAAGCCACCGGCUGCCGAUGACAAAGUUCACGUUAAAGACGUAGCCAAGACAAAAUUGGCCAAGAAGAAGCAAAAGCAAUCAGGUGGACGCGGCAAACGAACGGUCGGAGUGAAAAUAGGAGAUCAGGAGUUUAGUAAACAAAGACUGAAGGCAUAUGGUUUGAAUCCCAAGAGACUGUUCUUCAGACAGCUUGGAAGGCAAAGACGGAAAGAUCAACAGAAGAAAGAGAAGCAGAAAAACAAGACUGCUUAAUAGUCUUAACAGUCACUAAAUACUAGACUGCAGCUGUAACUCACAUUUUCAUAGAUCAGAUGACAUUUAAUUUUCCACUUUUGUUCAAUCUUCAAUAAAAGUACUAUAUCAUG
Syngnathus typhle (broad-nosed pipefish) is the source of this 2568-nucleotide messenger RNA. RefSeq names its product KRI1 homolog (gene kri1). The transcript is spliced from 18 exons. Gene Ontology annotation, cellular component: nucleolus; 90S preribosome. The coding region runs from base 110 to 2455 and encodes 781 amino acids. NCBI's taxonomy places the organism in Eukaryota, Metazoa, Chordata, Actinopteri, Syngnathiformes, Syngnathidae. The record is from RefSeq and is a predicted model, not a curated record. Gene Ontology annotation, biological process: endonucleolytic cleavage in ITS1 to separate SSU-rRNA from 5.8S rRNA and LSU-rRNA from tricistronic rRNA transcript (SSU-rRNA, 5.8S rRNA, LSU-rRNA).